AUGGACGGAUUCCUUACGGAGCGGGCGCUCAUGACGGGAAAAAGAUUCGGGUUCUCAGAUCUCAACAGUUUAGCACAGGGCGAACCUUCCCAACUUCUGGGCCUAAAAACGUCAAAUUCUUCUUCUGUUUUCCCAACCAACGGAACGACCGUUUCAUCGGGCAGUCCAACUCAAAUUAUUCCCGUUACACAAUCAGGAAAUGGAACUUCUGCCCUUUCAGUCCUAACGCCCACAUCCAUAACUUCUGCAGUUCAGUCUCAAAAUACCACUUUGCUCCCCACUUCAACGGCAACCAAUCCUUCCUCCCAACCUACUCAGUCUAUUGACCCAACUACCUUAGACGAGAUCCAUACCCUGCAAUCGCGAAGACUUAGCUCCAUUAUUGGAGCAGCUGCAUCUCCGAAUCAAAUUCCAGCUUGGCUGUCAACUCUCGGGAGCGAUGGAAAAUGGCCAGAUAACGAAGUAGAUUACACUACAGGAUGCCCUGCGCGUCGUGCAAAUUGGCCAGCUCAAACGCACUGGCAACGCAUUCUCGUCAUGGCUGCUGCUUGGCAUGGGGGUCUGGCUGGCGGAGACCAAUUUGUACAGGACAGUACUCUUAGGGCCGCAAUUUCGAGUGCUAUGGAUUAUUGGUUUGGCAGAGACUUCACAAAUCCGGCCUGCCUGGACUCAGGAGGCACGCCUGCAUGCCCUUGUGACAACCCUGAUAAUAGUUUAUGGAACACCAAUUGGUUCUCAAACAUCAUAUUAAUCCCGGAGCUUGUGAGCCAGACGUGUCUUCUCCUCAACGACACCCUUGCCGAGACUCAACUCAAUAACUGCACCCACAUGACUGGACGCACAUAUGCAACUUUCGACACCAGUAUCAAUGGUGUGGGCACCUUAACGGGGGCCAACGCUCUUGAUGUCGCCAAAAUUGGAAUUGACCAGGGCCUGUUGACUUACAAUGUCUCGCUGCUUACGGAUGCAUAUCGACGAGUGCAUCUAGAGCUCCAAAUAAAAAAUGGGAUCAAAGCGGACGGGAUUCGGGCAGAUGGAUCUUUUGGACAGCACAGUGGCAUGCUUUACAAUGGAAAUUACGGUGUCACUAAUGAUCUCCUUGACCUUGAAGUUGAGGCGGGAGGAACUCAAUUCGCAGCAAACUCUGAUUCUCAGGAUGCAUUUGCAACGCUUUUCGACGGUGAUCGAUGGAUGAUUUUCCGAAACUCAAUAACGGGAGUGCUCCACUGGGAUUUUCAAAAUGUCUUUUUAAUUUUUGUGUUUUUAUUCAUUACCCGCAGAGCAACUGGUAGCAUCAAAAUAAACUUGACGGAAGUACUUGAAUUAGGCAAUCAAUGGUCGUCCGAUUCUUUGAUCAACUUCGCGAACAGUUUGAAUGCGCCCACCGAUAAUGCCAAUGCUGGUCAACUGCAAGGUAAUCGCAUGUUUUAUGCUAACGAUUAUAUGGUCCAACGAGGCAAGAAUUAUGUGACAACCUUCAAAAUGUUUUCUUCGCGGACACAGAACACAGAGUGUACCAAUCUGCAAAAUCCCGAAGGUUUCCACUUGUCUGAUGGUGUAUUGUACACAUACCUUGCUGGCAACGAAUACGAGGACAUAGCAGCAGCGUGGGAUUGGAAUCUCAUCCCUGGUAUUACAGUCGACUAUGGCGCAACACCACUUGUCUGUGGAACGACCCAACAAACAGGAAUUGAAAGCUUUGUGGGAGGUGCUUCUGACGAUACCAUCGGAAUUGCUGCCCUAAGAUACACCAACCCUCUCACCCGAUCUCUUCACUUCCAAAAGGCUGUAUUUUUCCUCGACAACGAUGUCCAACACAUCAUGAUAUCGAACAUAACUUCCCAGACAAAUGCUCCCGUAUAUACCGUUCUUGACCAAAAACGGUUCGACGGGAACAUCAUGGUGAAUGGAGUAGCAAGUCAAUCCAUGUCCAAGGCACAAGUCCAAACGUUGUGGCAUGGCAAUGUCGGGUACACCUUCCCAGAUUUCAACGGUACUGCAAGUGUGUCGGUCCAAUUUGGCGAAAAGUCCGGAAACUGGUCAACCAUUGGUACAUCGACCCAACCGCCCAUCACGGUCAAUUUAUUCGCAGCCUGGAUCGAACACGAAUCUUUGCUUUCGUCAAUAGAGUAUACGGCAUUCCCUGGUACCACCCAAAAGCAAUUCAAGCAAAAAACCAAUGAACUGAAACUCCAGACAAUUCAAAACGACGGCGUCAUUUCAGCGCUGUUCGACGAACCCAACCAAACCUUCAUGGCAGUCUUUUGGGUAGAAGCAGGAGGUUCAGUAACCUUCGCACCUGGAAAAAAGGCGGCGCCUGUUACCGUGGAGACAUCGGGAAACAUUGCCCUGAUCUACAGACUCGACACUGGAGAGGUAACAAUUUCUGACCCUUCACAAUCAAUCAUAGCGGCACAAGUAUCACUUGCCUUGGGGGUUGGGAAAAAACCUAAGCAUUGGGGUGCUGGAUUGAUAAAGACAAUGGUGUUCCAACUCCCGAUGGAUGGAUUGGCGGGUAGUAGUGUAACUCAAACGUUUAACUGA
Messenger RNA from Psilocybe cubensis, 2544 nucleotides. RefSeq lists its product as uncharacterized. Gene Ontology annotation, molecular function: carbohydrate binding; lyase activity. NCBI's taxonomy places the organism in Eukaryota, Fungi, Basidiomycota, Agaricomycetes, Agaricales, Agrocybaceae. Gene Ontology annotation, cellular component: extracellular region. Gene Ontology annotation, biological process: carbohydrate metabolic process. The record is from RefSeq and is a predicted model, not a curated record. The coding region runs from base 1 to 2544 and encodes 847 amino acids. The transcript is spliced from 11 exons.